Spirometra erinaceieuropaei is the source of this 7641-nucleotide messenger RNA. The record is from the annotation of a GenBank genome assembly. NCBI's taxonomy places the organism in Eukaryota, Metazoa, Platyhelminthes, Cestoda, Diphyllobothriidea, Diphyllobothriidae.
AUGCGGGUACCAGAUAAGCUCGUUAUAUUCACGCCCCACUCGCUCGUACAAGACAGCCGUCUGAACGGAAUCCGCUCUGACGAUCGACUCAAACACUUUGCCGAUGUAAUAGCUUCUCGGGCUCAGACGGAACUCCAUGUGCCCUGUGUUUUGAUAAAAGCCACAGAGGAGCAGGAAAUUAACAAGUCCUUCGAAAAUCUUCAGCGAUUCCUGGCUGGUGCCAACGCAGCUAUUCUAGUGGUGUCUGGUGAUCAUGCGCACAUCCUAGACAGCCUCUACCCAGUGCUUCUUGUUUUUCUGACUGUCAAUCCGCAAUGGAGGAAGCAGCUGCUCCUUGUCUUCCUAGGUGAUCCGAUAAGGAUGGAGAAGUUUGAGCCUUCUGUUUUCGAAAACGAACCGGUCAUAUUUCAGCGAACGUCCACUAAUGACUGGGCUGAUAACCAACAGAGUUGGAAAGAACUGAUGAAUGGUAUUCACAGUGAGUGCCUCCUUUGUCUAGUUAUAUUACCUGUCGUCAUUCUCCUUUAAGUGUGCGCCUUUUGAGGUGUUAGAGGCAACCAGCUAUUGUCUGCGUAAGUGCAAAGAACGACUUCUAAUUAAUCAUGGUCCUUAAGAUACUGUUUGAAAGGAUAACCGUUUCUGACAAAGGAUUAUUGCAAGUAAUAACUGCUGUAUAAAAGUAUAAAAUUCAGUGGUUAUAAUUCUCAAAUUUUCAAUUUCUUUAAGCCAUCUGCACACCUUCUGAACAAGGAUGCUGAGAAUUGGCUUUGGGGUUCUUACACUUGGCUCUUACAGCCUGGUGACGGUCAGUUAUACAUCACUUUUUUGGACGUAGAUAAGAGCGAGUUUAAAAGCAACACUAAGGGGGUACAUCACUAGAAACUCUAUGGAGACCGUAAAUUUUCUAAUAACCAAACAUUCUUCAGCUUAAACAGACUAUAGAAAACGGUAGAGCUUUGAAAAGCAGUACCGGCUAUCCUAAAAACGGGCUGAACUGAACAGUCACAACGCAUAUCUCCAGACGGACAUGAGCCGCCGACGUCCAGCUUCUAUUUCGAACAGAGCUGCCGUCGACAAGCCUGUCAAAAUGCCGAAAACUUCAACUCACGCCUGCCAGCCAGAAUGAGCACAGAAAAGGCGGCGUGACACAUAAGAUGUCACAAGAUUUCCUAGAAAAUCCCCUUGGAGCAGAGGCCUCCCAGACAGAGUCCUCAAAGUUUUAUAUCACCAAAGAGAUAAAGGUUCCUGAAAGAAAGUUAUAAUUUGGUUGAUAAAUUAUCAUUUUAUUACAAAAUGAGAAAAUUGAUGUUUCAGUGAGAGUCAGGGAUCCAGAAAAUGGUCAUAUUAAAAUUCACUUAGCUAAGGUUUAGCAAGACAGCACAAAGCGGGGAGAAGUGCGGCUUUAAGUAAACCAAUCCAAAAUACUAGCAGACACAGAGUAUGAGUACUUGGUUGGCAGCUCUUUUGAAUGGAAAGCACUGGUAAAUCUGACGACAAUUCAACCGUCGCUGCCGAUGAUGUCCACCGUGUGCCCUACAGCAGGCUGAGAGUAGGGACGAUGACUUGCGUGUGAAUUCGUUUAUAGUGGUAGUAGACUUGCAGGCAUAUGCCGCACCCUCUCCUCUUCCCCUACCUGGGCCCGGUGUCAAGACAGAGUCAAGAAGACCGGAGGCGGGGGAGGGUGCAGGUGGAUGGCAUGGCCGAGCCCGCACCUUGGCGCUCCACUCCACACCCCCUGGUCCACAACAAACACUUGACCAGGAUUUUAACGAACAACGAAAAUGGGGGGGAGGCAGCAUGGGGCCCAAUGUAUGCGACUUCUGCUGACAACCGGGUCUGUCACCACACUCCGAAAUUUUGGCAUCUGUCAUGGUGUGCAUUCCGCUAACGACUUCCAGAGUCCGAUAUGGCCCCCGUGUUGGUCCAGCGCAUCUACCGCGUGGCCCGUUUGAGGGCCACAGCAAAUCUGACACGAUAGUCCGACCGCCGUUGCCGACGAUGUCCGCCAUGUGCUCCAUAGUAGGAUGAGAGCAGAGACGGUGACUUGUGCGUGAAUUAGUUUAUAAUGAUAGUAAACUUGCAUACUCUCUCUCUCUCCCCACAACUAGGCCCGGUGUCAAGACAGAGUCAAGAAGACCGGAGGCGGGGGAGGGUGCAGGUGGAUGGCACCUUGGUGUUCCACUCCACACCCUCUGGUCCACACAGCAAAUGACCAGGUUCUGAAUCAAUAACAGCAACAAUGGGGUAGGGGAGAGGGCCCCAGUGUGCACGAUGUCUAACGGCAACCGGGUCUGCCACCGAACCCCGAAAUGUUGGUAUUUGUUAUGCUGUGCAAUCCGAUAUGGUCCCCGUGUUGGUCCAGCGCAUCUAUCAAGCGGCCCGUUUGGGGGGCACGGUAUCCAAUGGACGUCGGUUAAUGCCAUAGUAGUCGAAGGCACUAUUCCCAAUGUCGAUAAACACCUUGCUGCUGCCAGUGUCUGAUGAGGACCAUCAGAUUGGCUGCUCUCUGAAUCUUAUGAUCUUCAAAGGCAUCAGGCCCAAACAAUUAUUGAAAUUCAUCAUUGGCACGGUGUUCUUCUAGGCGGUAUAUCCUGCAUAUAUGACCACCUCACCCGUUCUCGCAGACUUGUCUGCAAGACCUCAUCGCAAAAGCAACUGCCUUUUCAGGAUGAGAGUUGACGAUCAACCUGUUCCUUAGCAAAUAAAAACCGUCUCUAGACAGGCUGCCACUUAAAAGCGUAGUAGUCACAGCGCUUCGCAAGUGAGUAAACAUUCCCUCAUCCUUUCUUAAAUAACUCUCAAGAGAAAACUGCGAACUGCCCUCUGAAUAUGGUCUUAAGAGAUAUACUAAAACUUUUUAUCGUCUGAAAAGUAAAAUCACCGCCUUACCUACAUGUGGCGUGGUUCUGUCGCCAAAUUUCUGUUACAGAGUGGACUUACCAAUACUGCAAAUACUUUCCAACGGUCCAGGCAGCAGCCUUUUUGCUAAUUCUCGCAUUGGUUCAGAGUCGGUGGCACCAAAAACCCCUCUCCAUCUUCUUAUCGGACUGCGCGAAAGAGAAGGGUGAUGGGGCGCAGUGGGCACUCCGCACAUGCUCGUUUACGUCGAACAAUUUUCAGUGCAGUUAAGCGACCUCUUAUCCACCAAACAUAGUACUGUUUGCUGGGACACAAAAUGCCAGCAAUUUGUAAGGCAUAAGUUCUAAAGUCGGAUCCACUCCUCCUUUCUUGUAAAGAAUAGUUUUUCAUAUCUGCCCACACCCGGCUUUCACAGACGCAAAAUUCGAAUUUUUGGCUCUAGAAGGUGCCUUGUCUGAAUGCUUGUCGUUUGUAUUAAUGCCUCUUUACGUCGGAAUACGAGUGAAGUGCAGCAGCUCUGGAGCGAACUCCGUACCCGAAUUAGACAUUUAACACCUCAAACAAAGUAACCGGGCGGAAAUAUCGUCAGCCCAUUUAUUUUCCUUUAGCUGUCCGAAUUUCACUCGUAGCAUUUCGUGGGCCAUGUCAAUUUCUGUAUAGUGCUUUUUGAUAGAGUCAAAGGCGGGACGCCAAUAAAUCGGGAGUUGACUGCUCGGCGUAAAAUAGGGAGAUUAGCGAUCCUGGUCCAUCUGUUGGCACUCUUAUUAUUGUUCUGUGAAUGCUGAUUUCUCACAUUAUUUCCUGAGUUUGUAUAAUUUAGCUUUGUUCGAACGAAACCAGUUGAUUUGCUUCGAAAUUUUGUCUACUGUCUCUGAUGAAAGGGACUUUGGUGAUAAACAGGGAGAUCAGCAUAUUUUUUUAAAUCAGGACAGUUAAAACAAGGGUGUUGGCUUCCGAUUUCUAUGUGUACUUCAUGGCGACAACUUUCCUCAUGUGAUCCUUCCGACAAUAUUAGGUAAUGCCCAAGUCCGCCUUCUUCCUACGUCCCUUCUCAGCAACGUCGUUGACAUAAGUGUUAUCUCCACCAUUACGGAUAGUAACAGCAUAGUGUAAGCAAUCGUGCGAAUGGAAACACCGUAUACCUCCGCGCUUGACGAACUUACUUCUUUUUUAAAAUAUCUGGGGAACUACACACAGAAGAAGCAAUCAACAGCACUAUGGGUUGAUAUGUAACGAGCCCUGCAUUCAGCACCUCUCACUAACUGUAUACCCAAAGAUAAACGUAGCCUUGCCAAGCCUUAUUUAAUCGCUGAUUGGUCAUAUUCCUGUCAGUUGAGUGGUUAAGCCACAUUUAUUCGUGUUCUUUCAUCCCCUCGUUUAUGGCCACAGCGCAUGUUGCUCUACGUUUCCAGGCCAUUAACUAGCGUCGGCAGAUUGGGAUUGUGUUUACAAAGUGUGGCCUUGCUUCGUCGGUCGAGAGUCCUCACAGACAGUCGCCUAGCGUGUUGCGUAUUAUUUCCUGCGCUCGGGCCAGAGAGGUCAGUUCCAUCGCCAGGCGAAUUUGAAUAGUCACGACGACAAUCGAGGGGCGCAUAUCCGUGGCACAGCCAAAUGAAACUCGUAGCCGUCUAAAAUGUCAUGCAUUCCCUGCGCGAACUCGGGGGGCGAAGAUGACAGACGAGGACCAAUAAGACGGAAAUACCAGCACCGGUCUCCCAGUUUUUUUUUCUAUGGGUAUUGCAAAUGGAAACACCCAAGGUCUUAGAGACUGCUUGUAGAAUAGAGAUGUUUGACCGCUUACGAAUUCUCUCGAUCGUCUUUCGGAAAAACUGCAUAAACUUUGUCGGCAGUCUCGUGUGAGAAUGUACAAACGGUAUUUUAUGAUUAAAGUCGUCCCCUGAGAAAAAAUAUCGACUAGCCAUAAACGUUCCCAGAAAAGGAUUGUCCUUUGAUUGAGUCUGUUUCUGAUUUCAGUUAGCAAAGUGGAAGAGACUAGAUUAAACGACCUCAUUUUUAUGAGAGAAGCCUUGUGAAAAGAAAAUUUGAUAAGAUGUGGUUUGGUAGCCCCAUCUGAUGGACACAAUACUGUUGGGGUUGGGGUUAAGGGUUAUGGUCAAGCGUUAGGGUUAGGGUUGAAGGUUAGGGUUGGGGUUUGGGGUUUAGGAUAAAGGGCUAUAAUUAGGGGCUGGGGUUAGGGUUAGGAGUUAGCGCAACUAUUUCUCAACUAUUGAAAGUACAACCACGCACUCACACUAGCUUUUCUUUUGCAUUCAAUUACUUGACCUCGUCGCCUGUGCGUUCCCCGGUCCCACCUGUAAAAAACCCUAUCACCACCGGUCCGCACCGGUCCCCUAUGAGAGGUGCCUGGGGUUUGUUUACUUCAGGUGGGGCUGCCAAACCACAUAAGACCAAAAAUUGUUCCCGAGUUAGACACCACUAUCCUCAACCUACACGUUAAUCUUCCACGCUGGAGGCAAUCCAAAUGAGUAAUAUCCGCAUGUACAGCCUAUAUACUUAGGCAGGGUUUUGGAUCACAGUCUAUGUGUGGAACACUGCUCCGAUUUAAAACAAUUAAAAUAACAGUUUUUACAUAACACCUCGGACAGUCUGUCUUAGCAACAACCCCUCCAAAUGACCUCACCAGUCAGGAAGUUAAUGCAACAAAAUUCCGUUCCAAUCACUUUCAUAAGCGUUUCCCCCAUCCACAACAAUGGUACUGUACUCUCGUAGGGAAUCAGAUUGAGUCUCUACGUUCCAAAUACAUCAAGCAAUUGGAUAAGAAGGGUUUUUUCCAGAAAAUAGUGAAAAUAUUAUAUGUGUGAAGGGAAAUCGCUAGACUGAGAAGAACCUGCAGGACACGAUUCAAUAAGGGAAGAAGACAAAUCGUCGCGGUUGCGUCAGUUUGUGUGCAGGUAUUUGACCACUUAAAUUUGGGUCACAGUAACUGCGGGGUCUGUUAGAAGUUCUAUCAGAAUACACUUUGUAAACUGCCUUACCCGCCUAAAUGGCAUCCUCUAGGUGGUCGCUGUCUACCCGAUCAAAAAAGUCGAUCUGAUGCUCUUUUUAAUUUUACUUUCCCCAACAUGCUUCCUCACUAAGGUCAGCUUCGCAGGAGCAGAUGGAAGACUGAAUAUAAAUCUAGAUCAUCUGAAGUGGCUGUUUGCAUUUGUCUCAGCAGUGGAACUGGGCCUAUAAAGGACUGUGGGGGAACUUUCCCCUGGGAGAAAACAUGUGAGGAAGACGAAGCCAACCGUAGCAUUUAUAUCUAUCUGGGAUGUCACUUUGGAAAGACGGUUUUGCAAAGAGUAUAUUACUUCCGGAAGUAAUCUUUAUGAAUUCUGUAUUCUUACUUGAUAGCUUAUUGUUAGUAACCACUCAACCUCAGUAUCUGAUGAUGCCUCCUUACAUCUUAUCGCAUGCAGUCUGGUGCAUAGGUCCAUUUUGGUCCGUUUGACCAAUAACAAAUCAACUUCCGUUUACGACUGAGGUUUACAUAACUCUUAAAAUCCAUAUACUACUCAAACAGGCUUUUUCUUGUCGAGGUCUCUUCUCUUUGUUCACUGAAGCCAUCUGCUUGAAAGAAUAUCUAGACACGGAUUCGGUUCGUCACUUGCAGGCUGAUUGCUAUUCGGAGCAAAAAGUAUUUAAUUAAAGUCAGUUUUGUCAGGUCGUUGACGAGGAAUACCUAUUCGUAGACAGAUUACCCAGAUAGAAAAAGACGCCAGAAUGCCCGCGAUUAUUGAGAGGUUUCGUGAAUUUAACUUUUGACCCUUAGAAACAGGCAGAACUAUGGCUGUCAGAUGCUAUCCUCAUAAAAUAUUUUACCUCACAUAUAGAGAGACAUUACAAGCCUAUGGCGUAAGAAGGAUUGCGCCACGAUUCUGCGCAGACACCUAUUUUUGGAUAUGGUUUCCGAUUACCUCUAGGCUUUUAUUCUUAAUUUUUGACCUCAAAAUAUAGCAGCCACCCUUGUUUACUUUUUGGCCUAUUUGAGUAUUUCUAAUGCGAAAGGCUUGUUUUGAGUUUGUCUCCGUGAAUCUGAUUAGACGGUUAAGUAUUCCCACCGUAGCAUAUUAUAGGGUUCUUUAAAGUUUUGCUCAAUUCUGAAAUAACGCAUGCCUGUUAAUUAGGUCUGUUUAUUGCCACUCACGCCCUAAGCAUAGCAACGUACACGCCCAAAAAGAAAUGAUCUUAAGUGCGCUCUGUGCACAUGGGGGGCAGCAGUUUUGUAGAGCGUGCCAAGCCUCCUUCGAGGCCUCCUGAUCUUCAAAUCAAGGUUCUUCUCCGACGCGCCCUACGUCUAAAAAAUACUGUGAGCACCAGGAGACAGGUAUCCAAGUCAGCCGCCCCCCCCCAUGACGCCACCGAUGGCACAUUUGAAUAGCGCCCAGCAGUAGAUUUGUUCACUCCGCCUGCUGGCAAGCAAAGUGAGGAUCCACUCAGACUUACACUUUCAGCUCAUAUUGCCUCCGUAAAUCGAUUAUGCCCAAGUACGCAUUAAAGCAGUCACUGUCAGGUGUUGUCAGAAAUAAAAAACACGCUCGUCAAGCAGACGUAUUCCUUUAGGUGAAAUCGUUUGCUUCUUCCUUCUGGUCAGCUUGACGUUCUGCUUUUUUUUUAAAAAACUCCGCCCCGUCCGUUUUAGAUACUCAAAUACCGGAAGGCGCUGAGGAGCUGGAGACUCCCAAAAACAACUUCUUCCGCAGCAGAGCCAUGUUCGCUGUUGCGGCCGCAGUCGGACUGGGUCUCCUCUACAGAUAUCGAAAUGGCUUCUCUCACUAG